AUGGUGGGUGAAUCGUUGCGCAGUGAGGUGCAACACUGCUACAAGCUGCGAUCACGUGUUCCCCCGCCACCUAACGCCUUCAUGCAGUGCACGCCGGAGAAAAAGCGUUCGGUGGCCGCCACGAACGUGAACGAAGACAACGGGCGCCUCUGCAGCCGCCUGGCAAAGCUGUGGCGUCCUCUCCGCGCCGCCGACAAGGAGCCCUUCCAGCGCAAGGUGGCCGAAGCUGCCGCCGUCCGCCGAAGGAAGUACUCGGACUACGCGCACAUCCCGCGUGAAGCCAGCCGGCCUAUGGAGCAGGAGCGCUUUGCCAAGCAGGUUACCAGCAAGCUGAAGAACGGCAGUUCCUGGGACAAGGAGCAGCAGCCGAGAACUUCCACGGUCGCGGCCCACGGUCGAGGCAGCCCGGAGUUCCAGCAGCAGCCGCAUCCGCCGCCAUUGCCGCCGACGCCAAAGAGCAAACACCGUGGUACCAUCAGUAUUGCUCCAGUCGGCGCUUCGGGCGCAGGUCAGAAAACUGUGGCUCGUAUGCCGACGGCCACUGUCCCGGCUACGACCAAGGAUCUCGAAGGACAAGUGGUGCCUAUAAAAGUGGCUGCCUUAAGAGCCUUGGCUGAAUUGUUCAAGAGGCAGCCGCAACACUUCCACAAUUAUGCUGAGCUGACCUUGAUCAAGAUCUUUGGAACAUUCAUGCAGCCUGUGAGAGAGGUGACCUGUGCUGCCGAGCUGUGUUCUGUGGAGGCUGCUGCUGGGCUACCCCCCAAACAGACAAUGCGGCUACUCCACUCGCUCAUCGGGGAGUCGGAUGACCAUCGCUGUAAUCAAGGUCAUGUCCCGGCACGUGGAAGUGCAUCCAAAAAAGGAUAA
This is a messenger RNA of Dermacentor silvarum, 867 nucleotides long. Its product is annotated as transcription factor SOX-7-like. NCBI's taxonomy places the organism in Eukaryota, Metazoa, Arthropoda, Arachnida, Ixodida, Ixodidae. The record is from RefSeq and is a predicted model, not a curated record. The transcript has a single exon. Bases 1 to 867 code for a protein of 288 amino acids.